Molecule: messenger RNA, 5220 nt
Organism: Nothobranchius furzeri (turquoise killifish)
Lineage: Eukaryota; Metazoa; Chordata; Actinopteri; Cyprinodontiformes; Nothobranchiidae
Gene: reps1
Product: RALBP1 associated Eps domain containing 1
Biological process (GO): endosomal transport; clathrin-dependent synaptic vesicle endocytosis
Cellular component (GO): cytoplasm; presynaptic membrane; intracellular vesicle
Molecular function (GO): protein binding; molecular adaptor activity; calcium ion binding
Source: RefSeq, a predicted model, not a curated record
CCCAGUAGUAACUUCCGGUGACUUUUAAGCGAUGGCAGGAAUGGCCGCUAUGAUUACGAGAGGAAGAAGCUCCGAGACCCUGAAACUUUACUUCUAACGGCCCCGUGGAGGAAUCUUUCUCCACUAGGAUUUAGAAACACCCCGCCGCUGCGGAUUGAGAGGGGACGAGACGCCGUAACGUAAGAUUGGCACGGUUGGUGUCCAGAUCGAGAAGGUGGACGCAGUUUACGACUUGGCAGUGCCGUUAGUGCGGCUGACUUUGAUUCAAGGUAGCUGUUAGCUCUGACUGAGCCAGCUGUUGGCCACUUUGGCUCUGCUGUCCAACAAGUUAACGAACUGUGUGAAAGCGUCCCUCGUUGGAAUAUUCGAGUUGGGCUUGGCGCUGUUUACUUGCACACAGCAUUAGGAGCGUUUACGGAGACUGGGGGGCCACGCGACAACAACUCGAUACGGUGUGUUGUGGACAUUCUCACCGCUAACCUCAUCGUUAGCUCGCUGAGUUGGGAUCCUGAAGGCUCGCCCAUUUUCGGAUCCUGCCCCAGCCAUUGGCUAAGGGUAAAUCAGCAGCCAACUCGUCCGGUCUCCAGGUUCACUACGAUGGAAAGUCUAACGCUGAGUGAUGUGGAGCAGAAAUAUUACUCGGACUUGUUCGUCUACUGCGACACGGACAACACCAAGAAAGUGGCAUCCAACGGGAGAGUUCUUGACCUUUUCCGGGCGGCCCAGCUACCAAGCGAAGUUGUCCUGCAGAUCACAGAGUUAUGUGGAGCCACUCGGCUGGGCCAUUUCGGACGGAGCCAGUUCUACAUCGCUUUGAAGCUAAUCGCCAUCGCCCAGUCUGGUCUACCCUUGAGGGUGGAAAGUCUCAAUUCGGUCAAGGAUCUGCCGCUGCCCAGGUUCGUGGUUGGGAAGAACGAGGCUGAAGCGCGACACGCUGCUCUGUACCAGGAUGCAGAGAGCCAGGGUCUGUACCCACCCUCCAGUAUGGCGGUGAUUCCCAGACCACCGGGCAGAGGUCACCAGAACAAGAAAGGUCCCCCCUCCUCUUCCUCCUCCUCCUCCUCUGCUUCACAUCCUGCCCUCGAGGUCAUCCAGCCUCUGGCACCGAGUGUAGAAGCUCAGCCUGAACCAACGUCCCCGGUCAUCUCGCCUCACCAGUCCCCCCCCACCUCCCCUCACUCCUGGAGGAAACACAAGCGGCAACACAGUGGAGGAAACCCAGACAGGCAAGCAGUGGGGGCUGCAGCUGGAGCAGUGUGGACGCAGUUCAGAGAACCACCAGCAGCUCAAGGUCCAGGACCAGUUGAAGGCAUAUGGGCGUCUCACUCGCCGCCGCCCCCCAGCCAGGAGAGCUGGGUCAGCUUUACAGCCGACACGCCGCCCUCCAGCACGCUUCCAGCAAUGCAUCCCUCAUCAGUCCAGGAAAACACAACGAUACGAACCGUGGCCUCCGCCUCAACGACCAAUGAGAUCCAACGACAGUCCAGUAGCUACGACGACGCCUGGAAGAUCACGGACGAGCAGAGGCAGUAUUACAUCAACCAGUUCAAAACCAUUCAGCCUGACCUCACUGGCUUCAUACCUGGUUCGGCGGCAAAAGAGUUUUUUACUAAAUCCAAAUUACCGAUUUUAGAGUUGUCACAUAUUUGGGAGCUGUCAGACUUUGAUAAAGAUGGGGCGCUGACCCUGGACGAGUUCUGCGCUGCUUUUCACCUUGUUGUCGCCAGAAAAAAUGGCUACGACCUUCCUGAGAAGCUGCCUGAGAGCCUGAUGCCAAAGCUGAUCGACCUGGAUGACUCAGCAGAAGUCCCAGAGCAGCCCCCAGAUGUCGCCUACUCUGCGUCGCCGGUGGAGGUCACCCCCAACAAGUCUCCCUCCAUGCCUUCGCUCAACCAGGCGUGGCCAGAGAUGAACCAGAGCAACGAGCAGUGGGAGACGUUUAGCGAGCGCUCCUCCAGCUCACAAACUCUGACCCAAUUUGACUCUAACAUUGCACCAGCUGACCCUGACACGGCCAUCGUCCACCCAGUUCCCAUCAGGAUGACUCCCAGUAAGAUCCACAUGCAGGAGAUGGAGCUGAAGAGGACCGGCAGUGACCACAAUCAUCCCACGAGUCCUCUUCUAGUCAAGCCUCCAGAACUGUCUGAAGAAGCCAAGCUGACGGCUUCCAUGAAGUUUGUAGCUGCCAACACCGUGGGUGAUGGUUACAGCAGUUCAGACUCAUUUACCUCAGACCAGGAACCAAUCGCCAGGCAAAGGUCUCAGUCAGGUGCGUCUCCAGAAGCUCUAAAGGUGGUGGCUCCACCUCCUCCUCCUCCUCGCCCCCAACCAUCCCACUCUCGCUCUUCGUCGUUGGAUAUGAAUCGCACCUUCACCGCCUCUUCCGGCCCGGGUCAACCGCAGUCCUCUACCACAGCUUUUCCUCCUGCAGUACCCCCUCGGCCGCUACCCACGCAGACAUCGGUACCGCUCACAGGUCAUCGGGUUGAGGCCGAGGCUGUUCCUGCAGGCGGGGCUGCACUCACCACCACAUCCCCCCAGCAGAUACCUCAGCAGCCCAACUUCGCAGACUUCAGCCAGUUCCAGGCCUUAGCCGCCUCCGAACAGCCUUCCAGCCUGCCGGAAGUCGACAAACACAGCGAGGCGGGACAGGUGGAGAAGAUCUCAGAGGGUGCCGGCCCUUUAAGAACGGUGAAGAGCGACGGCCCGGCAGACGAGAGAACCUCGACGACUGUAAACUCUGCCAUGUGCUCAUCGGGCCCGCUGGCUCCUCCGCCCAAACCCGUGCGUCGGAGGUUGAAGUCUGAAGACGAGCUUCGACCUGAAGACGAGCAGCACGGUGCUCAGAAAUCUGGCAUCAUAGCCGCCCCCCAGACUGCUCAGCCCUCCAUCCCCAGAUCUGUUGGAAAGGACAAAAAGGCGAUUCAAGCUUCGAUCAGAAGAAACAAGGAGACGAACACGGUGUUGGCUCGGCUCAACAGCGAACUACAGCAGCAGCUGAAGGAUCUGCUAGAGGAGAGGAUAUCUCUGGAAGUCCAGCUGGAGCAGCUCAGACCCUUUUCUCACCUUUAACCAACGUGGGAGAUGUAAACUCUGCUGUAAUUCCUCCGAGGCGAUGCCGUCGCCCCUCCUUUCCUCCGCUUCUCCUCUCCCAUCACCCUGAAGUUCUCCGGCGGCUCUUUUCUGUUAAACUCAACCACACCGCGACCAGCUAGAACCCGGGCGGACCCGAGAGCACAGUCCAGCCAACAAGAGGAGGAGGAGGAGUUACCAACUGGCACUUUUCACUUUUUGUUUUCUUUUUUAAAAGGAGAGGUGGAAUAACGGCCACCUGGGAGGGAGCUUUAGGUCCGUAGUGAAGACAGAACAGCUGCUUCUGCAGAACUGAACUCUGAGAGACUGAAGUAGCGGUGGAAUUGUCGUGCAAGUGUGUUUGCUUGUGUGCUCGUGUUCCUGGUUAGUGAAUUGAAUGCAAGCUAGCACCAGUAUGUUUAGCUCUGCUGCACCAAACGUCUAGAAAAAUCCACUUUAUUUACAUUUGAAUGGCUUCUUUUUUUGUUAAGCUUAGCUUAGCAUAAAGUCACAGAGGGAAACAGAAUUCUGCUGCAGAGACUUCCAACCUGCUCAAAAUAAUAAAUUCAUGGCCAAUUUGAGAAAUCUUCCUUAAUGUCUUCCAGCUUUGUGACAUUAAAUUUCUUCAAUUAAAAACAUCCCAAACUAGACAAAAAAUGAUCUUUACGGGCUUUUUUCUCCUUUAAUGUUCAGAUUUUAACCAGUUUUGUGCUAGUUUUGAUCUGAGAACCAUGAUUUGUUUAGUGGGAGUUGUUGAGUGAAACAUACUGGGCUAGGUACAGACAGGAACUGUGUGUGUGUGUGUAUGUGUGUGUGUAUCAUCACGGUGAAGGCUUUUUUAUUUUUACUCAUCUUGUGACGUGUUCAUCUUUCUCAGAUUGUCCUCUCAAGUCAGUGUGUGUGUGUGUGUGUGUUCCUGUUUAGGGAUCGAUGUGACUGAAUGGUUUUAACUCUAUGCCAAAAUGACUGAAGUGUCACUUUUCUCUGACGUCGACUCGAGCUGCGUUCAAAGACGACAAGCAGCCAGUUAUUCCCGUUGGUUAGUUUGUUUUCUACGACAGCAUUUCAGCUCUCCAUUUCCUCCGCUAGCUGCAGCUGUCCUCGGUCUUGAACUUCCUGCCUUUGGGAAAUCACUUCUGGCGGAAACAGACUUGGAAGGCGGCGUGAAUGAAGAAUCGUGUUUCUGAUCGGGGGGUUCCCUGCAACCUUGUGGAUCAGGAUGAGUUUUAAGCUGUUUUCCGAUCAGGAACGACGGCGCUAUGCAAGCGUGUGCGACACAUCGCCACAGACCGGCUCCACUUCAGCUGUGUGAGCAGUUUCCUCCGGUUUUGUAUCGUAGAUCUUCCAGAAAACCAUCUGCUGUACGUUUGUGAUCGUUUUUGUUUUAAUCACCUGGAAUCCGCUAAAUGUGACCCAGUCAAGGAAAGGGAACACCUGAAUGACCCCACUGCACUUUGAACUCAACCACCACCACCACCGCCUGUUACACAUCAUCUCAUUUACGUUUGUCCUUCCUUCCCCGCCUGCAUGUUUGUUCUCGUCUCUCACUCGUAUUUAAAAGAUGCUUUAAGAAGAAAACAUCUGGACUUUAGUUUCUGGAUUCAUUUUCUAAAUCGAUGUUUUGUCGGUCGUUUUCUAAAGUCUUACUCCCCCAACAUGCGUUCAGGUUUCCAUGGCGACAGACUGACCUUGUAACGAGGCUGGCCUGUCUUGUUUUAUGUCUCUGCUGUUGUGUGUUCCGUGUGCGUACGAUCUCGUCUCCAGAACCUGGAACUGAUGCCAUUUAAAACCUGAUUAAAACCUCCGUGGAUUGUUUUGACGUUUGCUCGCACAACAGCCCCCCGCCCCCGAAACCCAAAAGGCAAUCCAGGCAGGCAGAAGCAAUCCAUCUGGAAAGAAGUCUUUGAUGGCAAUUGAAUGCUAUGUGUGUGUGUGUGUGUGUGUGUGUGUGUGUUGCACACUUUUGGAUUCGUGUAAAUUUACAUCCCUUGCUGACUAACAGUGAAAGAAUAUUCUAUUUAAUUCCUCUUCUCUUGGCUGUGGGAUCCUAGAUGUUUAACUGCAUGGAUGUACUGUAUCUCUGCAGACUUAACUAGCAGCUGUGUGAUUUUUACACAAAAAUAAAAAAGGCACAAUAUUUUAUACCCA